Messenger RNA from Candoia aspera, 5296 nucleotides. RefSeq names its product chromosome 3 C6orf89 homolog (gene C3H6orf89). NCBI's taxonomy places the organism in Eukaryota, Metazoa, Chordata, Lepidosauria, Squamata, Candoiidae. The coding region runs from base 193 to 1176 and encodes 327 amino acids. The record is from RefSeq and is a predicted model, not a curated record. Gene Ontology annotation, cellular component: nucleolus; Golgi membrane. The transcript has 8 exons.
AAGCACCGAGCGCCGCUGCUGGACUCGCUCGGACGGGCUCUCGAGUCCAUGUUGGUUGCACGCGACUCGGCAGCACCGCAGGACCCGUCUGGGCGGUUCAUGGGGUGAGAAGGCGUUCGCGCGCUCGAGAAGCGGGAGAGUCGUCGCCAAGUUUGGACGGAGGCUCUCACCCGGGAUUUUUCAUCAGAGGACAUGGAGCUUUCUACCAGUGAACUUAGCAUUUACGAUAAACUUUCGGAGACUAUUGACUUGGUGAGACAGACUGGUUACCAGUGUGGUAUGUCUGAAAAGGCCAUUGAGAAAUUCAUCAAACAACUCUUAGAAAAAAAUGAACCACAAAGGGGACCUCCACGCUUUCCUCUUUUAAUGGUUCUCUAUAAGGGAUUGGUUACCCUGGGAGUAGUUUUAUUAACGGCAUACUUCAUGAUCCAGCCAUACACCCUUUCACCAUCUGAAAAUACACUCACCAAAACCCAUCCAUGGGGUUCCCUCAUUCAUCAUAUCCGGUUGCUGCCAUUACCUAUUACCAAGAAAUACAUGCUGGAGAAAUGUCCAGAGUGGUGGGGCUUAGACUGUAGACGGAAUAUGUCUCUAAUGGCCAAGUGCUCUUGCUGCUGUUCCAUGAAAACUCUUGUGGCUCCAGUUGACCUCAGGCAUCUAUCAGAAAAAAUCCUGCAAGGGCAGCCUCUCUUGAUCAAGACAGGACAGUAUCGUUCUUAUGCUGAAAUGAAACAUUUGCAGUUCCUCUACCCCGAAUUGACAGAUUUUGUGAUACAAGAGGAGGCAGCUGAGUUAUGGAACAGCCAUUCAAGGCAGCAACCUCCAUUUCCUGUUUUCCGGCAAAACCCUCUGAAUAAAUCUCAGAUUCUGCAAGAGAUUUUUCCCAUCUUCUCUUCCCUGCUGUUUCCAAAGGCCAUUUCUCUAAAAAGCUGUUUUCUCAUCCACCAUCCAAGGCUUCAAGAUAAGACAUACAGACUGCAGGGCACCUUUGUAGUAGGAAGUGGUCGGCUCAUCUUAUAUGUUAUGCCUUCCCUCUUGUGCAGAGAACACUGCAAGACAUUGAUGGUAGAGCUGGAAGCUGGAGAUAUUGGUUUUACAAAUGUAGAUUAUUGGACAACAAGUUUUAACUCCAGAGGAUCUGAACCUGUUGUUGUUUGUGAUGGAUCUGCCAGUUAAAAACUCAAGGUGUAAGAACUCAAUAUCAGGCACAAAAGAUACGGGGAUAAUACUGCUACAGUUUCCAGUGUUAAGUUUUCCCUUCUCAUCUGCAGUGAAGAAAGCCAUGCACUUUUAAAAGGACAUUUUAUUCAAGGUCACUGGCUUGUCUUUCAGAUGUUUUGGUAGAAACUGGAAGACCUCUUUUCUCUAGCUUUUUGCAGAGUUAUUCUUGAAAGCUGACUGAUGGAUUUUAUGGAGGGAAAGUUCUAUAAAGUACUCUUUGUGAACAUCGUUCCUUUUGACACUGCAGAAAGAGUUAUCUCAAAAUAUUUCUUUCCAGACAUCCUGGAGGAGGUAAUGUCAGAGCUGCUGAUGAAUCUGUCUCUGGAUCAUUGCUUUAAAAGAGCAAACUACUGAAAUACUGUGGAAGCUGAGAAAUUAAAAUGUCUCUUGAGAAAAGCAUUUGCUCAGGUUCUUAUCCUGUGUUACAGUUUGAAUGCGGAAAUUUGGUCCACAGUUUCAUUUUUUCCCACUGUGUUGUGAUGGCACAUCUUCAUAAUAUUCUUUCCAGUAAAAAAAGAAAAUCAUGUUAUCUUUUCACCUAAGAACACAGUGUGACUUUAUGUAGUCAUUGUCAAAAGUGUGUGGCUGAGGUGGGGUUUGUAUGCUAGACAGAGAAAAGCAUCCUGCAAAUUUAUUUUUCCAUCUCCUUUCAUGAAUAAAUAUGUAUUAUUGCUGCUUUUCCCUGGACUAAGUCAGUAGACUGUCAAAUUCAUUUUUUUUCAAAAAUGAGUAAUAAGUGCAUCAAAGAGCCAAAUUUGUCAGAGGGCUGACUUGGUGAGAAUGGUGAGCAUCUUCUGAAAAUUAAGCCUUUGGAGGUUGUCUGGGUUGGACACUCCAAAUCAGUCACCAUUUUAGUUUGUUCUUACCAUGGCUGAAAGCACUUUCUAAAAUUUUCAUUUGAAUUUCUCCAGUUCUUUUUACAAUUGAAGUUGUUAAUUUGUGGGCAGGUUUGGAAUGUGCAUUGUUUAAUGUGUGCCAUGAAUAUGUUUGCCAUUCUCCCUGAGCAUUAAUUUUCUCUUUCUUCAGCAUUUUCUUAGAAUACAUGUUUAAUUCUUGACCCCCUUCCCGGCUUUUUGCAUUUUCUCAUGCUUCUUGUGAACUCAUCUAUCUAGCAUCUUUAGAGGGGAUUACUUUCCAGCAUGUGUUGUCUGAAAUUGUAGUGGUGUUUCCCUUGAGUGAAUUUUUAGGUUCCUGUUGUGUUAAGAUAAUUUGCAGAUGUGUCAGGCUGAAGUCAGGCCAGCAGUGAUGCUAGUGUGCAUAUUUGAACAUGUUUAUGUGCUUUGGGGGAUUCUUUUAUUAAAAUGCAACCUUCCCAAUAAGAAGCAGAAUUGUAUUAAUUUGUAAAGAAAGGACUAGAGUAACAUCUUUGUUUUUUUAAAAAUCUUUCAGUUGAUUAUUAAUUGUUCAGCAGAUUAACAGUUAAAGGACCCUGUGGGAAUCAUGACCCCACUCUCAUAGGCAUAGUGCAAAUAGACAAACAUUGUUUAUUUCCUUCUGUUUCUGACUGCAAACAUGCAUAACUAAUUGGGGUAUUGAGAGACUAAAUUGGCAAUGAAGUUAGUCUUAGGGAUCUGUAAAGGAUCUGUGAAUAAAUAAGUGAUAGCAUUAUGAAGCUUAAAUUUUUAGAAGGUGGGAACUAAAUCUGCAUCACUGCUGUUUAAGUGCUUGUUUUCACCUUUUUUUAAAAAACAGAAAUUUCACCUUAUAACUUCACUUUAGGUCGGUAUAGAAAAAAGAAAACUUCUUUGUAUCAGGGCUAUGUGUUUUACUAAGGGUGUGUGUGUGAUGAUAGCUGUAUAAGUGGACAAAUGUGUUGUUUGCUUUUUCAUUAAUGUUUCCUAUAUCCUCUUUAUGAGAAUAAGCCCCAUUAAAUUUAAUGGCACUUGCUUCUCAGAAAGCAUGUAUAGAUAAUGGAUGAAAAACCUCAGUCUGUUUGUGUGUGUGUGUGUGUCUGUGCCUCCUAAGUGGAAUUCCUUGCUUGAUUUCUCUACACUUCGGGUUUUUUUCUCUAGAAGGUUUCUAAAUUCUUCAUUCAUUUUUUACCAGGAAUGAAUAUAGAUCCAUCUACCCAAAGAAUACUGUUUUUUAAUUGCAUAUUGAUCAUAUUUUUGCUUUUUAUACAAAUAAUUCAGAAGAAAAAAAAAUCCAAAGCAUUUCAGAAGAUGACAAAGGCCACUUAAAUCUAUAAAAUUAUGGAUUUUAUUUAUGUUUUGGUAGUGAAAUAUCGAUAUUUAAGAGUUUAUGUCAGUGAUGCUCACUGUUUAACAAUGUGCUGGACAGCAGGGAAUUGAUGAGUAUUAUGUCAAUCUGAGGGUCUCUGGAGAACAGUUGUUUAAAGGUACAAAUAUUUCCAUAAGAUGGUUUGUUUUUUUCACUCUCAAAUACAGCCCAGGAUAUUGUUAGCAUAUUGGACAGGGGAUAAUACAUCUAUCCUACUUUUGGACUCUGGUUUUCCACGUGCACUUUUGUCUUUGUAUUGGCUUCCAGAUCUGGGUCUAGGAGGUGCUGUGAACAUGUCCAAGUCUCAUUCCCUCUGGAGUUUACAUCAUUUGUUUUCAAACUUCCAGUACAUUUUCUCCUUUUUUUCUACAAGCUGCAAGGAAUUAAAAACAGAAGUAAUUGCUCAAGAGGAAUCUGAGAUCCAAGUUCUCUGAUUUUCAGCUGAUUAAGAGCAUUUACUUAGAUAAGACCUUUAGAUGUUUCAUUUGGAAUGCAUACUACUAUUGGAAGGCAGGCCAAGGCUGUUAAAGAGCAUAUGACAAUGAAUAUGUAUGUAUGUAUGUAUGUAUGUAUGUAUACUUCACUGCUGUUUUCAGCACUUUUGCCACUCAGUAAUAUUCUCCUGUUGCAUGAUAUUGAAAGAUUUUUUGCAGAAAAUGUUUUAGAUUUCCUGUCCAAUAUUCACUGUAUAUGUUGGUUGACCUGUUCUUUGCCUCUUCUGGAGAAGCAACCUAGUUGCUCUGUUGCGCUACAGUUAUUUACAAAACAUUAAAUUCUGUGAGUGCAGUCCUAAAGAUGGCAUUGGCUGGUGUGUUUCUUGGCUAGGUUCAGUGGCCAAGAUACAGAUUUUGUUUGCCAGUUGCAUAGUGAUGAAAGAUUUUCCUUUGCCAUUGGUGAAUUGAAGUGAUACAAUGGUUUGCAGAAAUGAGUAGGAUUAAGCAACAUUUAUUGAGGCUUGCCCAUGUGUCUAAACGCACCCACAUCCAUGGAUACUUGGUGUUCAGAUCACAACAGGGUCCUCCUACCCACAAAUAGCAGCUUUAAGAUUCCUACCCUGGGAUCAAGGUAGGACCUAGAGCAAACAGGCUUCAUAAAAUUUUGUAAGCAAUUUCAAGGAAAUCGUAAGGGUGUUUCUGUUGCACACAGUGGGAGAAGUUGCAGAUAAUUAUUUAUAGUUGUAGGAGGAAAGUUGUGUGUUCAAAGGGAAUGGCAAUUUUGUGUAACUCUGACAGAGCUGAUAGGGGUUAGGCCUUCCUGGAGCCACUGUUUGUCUACAAAGACAAAAUCUUCACUAGAAAUUCAGCUACCAUUGAAUGGAAGGCAUUUGCAUCUCAGAAUAUUUCUCUGGUUUCCUUUUUUUCAUUUAUUAGGGAAUGUACAGUUUAGCAAAGCCUGGAAGGGAUGACUUUUUAAAGAAACAAAAUUAUCUGCUCUUUUACUGGUUAAGGGAAAUACUCACGUUUCUUGUUUUAAAGACUUGAGUAUUUUUUAAUAUCAUUUGUCCAUGUACAGAAUAGUGUUAAUGUGUCUCACUGCUAUAUUAUAAAAGCUCAGGGGUGCCUGGGAAGUAGUUAUUUGUUUGUGUAUAUUGAAUAUCCAUGUACUCCAAAUUAUGGAACUUUUCAUAUAAAUGAAUGUAAAUAUGCAAUUCAUGCAGAGUUUUAUGAACAAUUAUAAAGUAAUAUAUUGUAACUUUUUGUAAAUAUUGGGAAAUGGCUGUAAAGAAUGUAAAUAAAUCAGAUUUAUAUGUUGAAAGUAGAGGUCAAUUUUUACUUUUUGCAAUUAAAUACAAUUGUUGAUGCACUUUGCCCCAUAUGGCUUUUUCCUUUGUUAAAUAAAUAAUGUUCUGUCAAAA